AUGGAAUCAAUGGUAGUGGUAGAAGUUGAAAUUGCAUUAUUUAGGUCAAUAGUUGCGGAAGGUACAUAUCCGACACCGUCAAUAGUUGCGGAAGGUACAUGUCCGACACCGUCAAUAGUUGCGGAAGCUAGCUUUGCCGCUGAUUCCGCUCUAUCAUUGACAACACCGCCACCACCACAGCUAUCGCAAGUAUUUAUGCCCUCUGCAGAGGACAACUAUUAG
Messenger RNA from Brugia malayi, 222 nucleotides. RefSeq lists its product as uncharacterized. The record is from RefSeq and is a predicted model, not a curated record. Lineage: Eukaryota; Metazoa; Nematoda; Chromadorea; Rhabditida; Onchocercidae. The transcript is spliced from 2 exons. The coding region runs from base 1 to 222 and encodes 73 amino acids.